This is a messenger RNA of Myotis davidii, 3380 nucleotides long. RefSeq names its product myotubularin related protein 9 (gene MTMR9). NCBI's taxonomy places the organism in Eukaryota, Metazoa, Chordata, Mammalia, Chiroptera, Vespertilionidae. The transcript is spliced from 10 exons. The coding region runs from base 89 to 1738 and encodes 549 amino acids. The record is from RefSeq and is a predicted model, not a curated record. Gene Ontology annotation, biological process: negative regulation of autophagy.
GCCAGGUCAUUCUCUUCAGCCCUGCGGCGGUGUAACCGCCUUCCAUCCCCGGGACGCGGCCGUCCCCUGGCUCCGGCCGCUGGGGACCAUGGAGUUCGCGGAGCUGAUUAAGACCCCGCGGGUGGACAAUGUGGUGCUCCACCGACCAUUCUAUCCAGCUGUUGAGGGGACCUUGUGUCUAACUGGCCACCACCUGAUCCUGUCCUCCCGGCAGGACAACACGGAAGAGUUGUGGCUCCUCCAUUCAAACAUCGAUGCCAUCGACAAGCGAUUUGUGGGGCCACUGGGUACCAUCAUCAUAAAGUGUAAAGAUUUUCGAAUAAUUCAGUUGGAUAUUCCUGGAAUGGAGGAAUGUUUGAAUAUAGCCAGUUCCAUUGAGGCAUUAUCUACCCUGGACUCCAUCACUCUGAUGUACCCUUUCUUUUACCGGCCCAUGUUUGAAGUGAUAGAAGAUGGCUGGCAUUCUUUCCUUCCUGAGCAAGAAUUUGAGCUCUACUCUUCAGCUACCAGUGACUGGAGGUUAAGCUAUGUUAAUAAGGAAUUUGCGGUCUGCCCCUCUUACCCGCCAAUUGUCAUAGUACCCAAAUCCAUUGAUGAUGAAGCUCUUCGGAAGGUGGCUACAUUUCGACAUGGAGGACGCUUCCCAGUACUCAGCUAUUAUCAUAAAAAAAAUGGAAUGGUAAUUAUGCGAAGUGGUCAGCCACUGACUGGCACAAAUGGGAGACGGUGCAAAGAAGAUGAGAAGCUGAUCAAUGCUACCCUCAGAGCAGGAAAGCGUGGCUACAUCAUUGAUACUCGAUCUCUAAAUGUAGCUCAGCAAGCUAGAGCCAAAGGAGGCGGCUUUGAGCAAGAAGCUCAUUAUCCCCAGUGGAGGCGGAUUCAUAAGUCCAUUGAGAGGUAUCACAUUCUUCAGGAGAGCUUAGUCAAACUUGUGGAAGCUUGUAAUGACCAAACACAUAACAUGGACCGAUGGCUUAGUAAAUUGGAGUCUUCCAACUGGCUGACUCACAUCAAAGAGAUUCUGACAACUGCCUGUCUAGUGGCUCAGUGUAUCGACAGGGAAGGAGCAUCCAUAUUGAUUCAUGGAACAGAAGGCACUGAUUCCACACUUCAGGUGACCUCCCUGGCCCAGAUCAUCUUGGAACCAAGAAGCAGGACCAUCCGUGGUUUUGAGGCCCUGAUAGAAAGAGAGUGGCUGCAGGCUGGUCACCCGUUCCAACAGCGCUGUGCACAGUCGGCCUAUUGUAGUAGUAAGCAGAAAUGGGAGUCACCUGUAUUUCUUCUCUUCUUGGAUUGUGUGUGGCAGAUACUUCGUCAGUUCCCUUGUUCUUUUGAAUUUAAUGAGAAUUUCCUCAUCAUGCUCUUUGAGCAUGCUUAUGCCUCACAAUUUGGAACGUUUCUGGGCAACAAUGAAAGUGAAAGAUGUAAGUUGAAGCUACAGCAGAAAACGAUGUCUCUGUGGUCUUGGGUCAAUCGGCCCAGUGAGCUGAGUAAACUCACCAAUCCUCUCUUCGAAGCCAACAGCCUUGUCAUCUGGCCUUCGGUGGCUCCACAGAGUCUUCAGCUCUGGGAGGGUAUUUUCCUGCGUUGGAACAGAUCCUCCAAGUACUUGGAUGAAGCAUAUGAAGAAAUGGUUAACAUCAUUGAAUAUAAUAAGGAAUUACAAGCAAAAGUAAAUCUCCUUAGGAGGCAGUUGGCGGAACUGGAGACUAAGGAUGGGAUGCAGGAGAGUCCCUGAAAGGUGUCCCCACUCCUGUGUAAGAAGCUUCCCACACCCGUAUCCCACCUCCCUCUCCUUUUGAUCUUCAGCUCACUUUUACAUAGUAGCCUUGAACUUAAGGCUUUAGAUGUGAGAACCCUCUAAUCUAAUGGAUUUCUCAAUACUUUAUGAAUGCAGUUUACUAUAAUUACACAUGUUUCAUGUGGCCUCUUAGGCCUUUUUACUUUGGGAGCAGGAAGGAGGUGCUAGUUAUUUUAUUUUAUUCUAUGUGAACCAGGUGACCUAUGUAAUACCAUUAGUGUUAUGCACCAUUUCAUCAUAAGCUUUCUGCGUCUACUUUCCAAACAGUGCUUCAGACCAGUCAAGGUUAUGACUAAUCUCUUUAGGGGAUAUGUUAAUUUAAAAAAAAAGAUCAGACGCUUAAACACUUUGAAAAUAUAAAUAUUUUUCAAAACUGAAAUGGCAGAUAAACCAAGAAUGUUACGUUUAACAUGCCAUUUCCAAUACCUUUGCCAUUCUCUUUAAAAUAGUUUUGGAAUAACAAAGAUGAACUCAGUCUCACUCUGGUUUGUCAGGAGAGGAAAUUCUGAAUAUUUAUUCAAGGUAAAUUAUUUUACAAGGGCAACAGGUAUAGUCCUCUGCUAUUUACCUUAAGAAGUAAAUUUAACAGUAGACAGUAAAAGUAUGUGCAAUAUAGAAAUAAAGUAGGAAUUUGUUACUGAUAUGGUAUUGUUACUGUUGAAUUGGUUUUUUAGGUUUUUAUCAUACAUAUUAAAUAUGUAUCAGAUGCUGGAUGUAACAUUGAACCAUCAUUUGUAAUAGAUGUUAAUUUGUUAUAAUUAAGCUACAAAUAUGGUUUCCUUAAACCAGAGAUACACUGCCCUUGUCUGACAUUCUCAUUGCACUGGUUUAUGUAUAUAUGUGUAUGUUUUAUUUGUUUUGUUUUAUUUUUAAGUAUUCUAAGUGUUUACGAAUACUAAAAUUACAACUUUCAUGGUGGUGUGAGCCUUUGAAAAUGUAUCUGGGCUCUGCUGAUUUGUCCAUUAUAUGUUAGGCAAAUGUAAUUUAAGUGGAGGUGAAAGAUUAUGAACAUGAUGCAGCUAUGUUUUAAACUUCAGAUUGAAAUGUUUCAAUGUUGGCUCUCCAAUGAUCCCCUAAACUUAUGCUGUGCUCGUUCAUUCCCGAAACUCAAAGUUUGAAAUUCAGUGCUUUCCAUGUACGUUUCUGUUUUGUGGAAUUGCCCAUCUUAACAAAUACUGUCAAUUUCCGUUAUUCUUUAAAAAGAUAGUUGAAAAAUAAUCAUUAAUACCAUUUCUACACCAUCUACAUAGAACCAUUUCAGUGUAAAACAUACCAAGUCUGAACCCUGCUUUAGAGCUAUGUAUUGAGCUAAAAAUACAGUUUUUUAUAAAUGGAUUCUAUCAGAAUUUCUGGCCACAUUCAGAAGCUUUAGAAAGUGACAAAUUUGUUGUAUCCCCAGUUGCCCAUGUUUUAUCUUUUUUCUGUCUCCUCAGACUUGCAGCAAAAGGCUGGACAACAAUUCAUAGUCAGAACUCUCUUUUGGUAAAUGUGCCUGCCUUCUCCUAUCAACUCCGUUUUGUUCUCGACUUAUUUUCUUGGCUAUAGUUGUGACUCUCAGGCAUUAAAGCCCUCACCAAAA